This is a messenger RNA of Equus caballus (horse), 1797 nucleotides long. RefSeq names its product iodothyronine deiodinase 1 (gene DIO1). Gene Ontology annotation, biological process: thyroid hormone metabolic process. The record is from RefSeq and is marked validated. NCBI's taxonomy places the organism in Eukaryota, Metazoa, Chordata, Mammalia, Perissodactyla, Equidae. Gene Ontology annotation, molecular function: thyroxine 5'-deiodinase activity.
CUCAAAGCCAGCUCUGGCUGUGCCAACAUGGGGCUGCCCCGGGCAGGGCUGUGGCUGAAAAGGCUCUGGGUGCUCCUGCAGGUGGCCCUUCAAGUGGCCGUGGGCAAAGUGCUGCUGACACUGUUUCCUGACAGAGUCAAGCAGCACAUCGUGGCCAUGAACCAGAAGAACCCUCACUUCUCCUACGACAACUGGGUCCCGACCCUCUACAGCACCCAGUAUUUCUGGUUUGUCCUGAAGGUCCAUUGGCAGCGACUAGAGGACACGACUAAGAGAGGGGGUCUGGCCCCAAACAGCCCCGUGGUCCGCCUCUCAGGGCAGAGGUGCAACAUUUGGGACUUCAUGCAAGGCAACAGGCCAUUGGUGCUGAAUUUUGGAAGUUGUACCUGACCCUCAUUUCUUUUCAAAUUUGACCAAUUCAAGAGACUUAUUGAAGACUUCAGUUCCAUAGCAGACUUCCUCAUCAUCUACAUAGAAGAAGCACACGCAUCAGAUGGCUGGGCUUUUAAGAACAACGUGGUCAUCAGGAAUCACCGAAAUCUCCAGGACCGCCUGCGGGCAGCCCGCCUGCUGCUGGACAGGAGCCCGCCGUGCCCUGUGGUGGUGGACAGCAUGGAGAACCGGAGCAGCCAGCUCUACGCGGCGCUGCCCGACAGGCUCUACGUGCUGCAGGCGCGCAGGAUCCUCUACAAGGGUAAACCUGGCCCUUGGAACUACCAUCCAGAGGAAGUUCGUGCUGUUCUAGAAAAGCUCCACAGUUAAUCUGGAAAGAUCCCCCAGUUCCAGGUGACCAAUGGGAGGGCUCUUCAAGGCUCUGCUCGCCCCCUGACCCAGCUGGCUUUUACCUCUUGACCUGUGUCCCCGGCUCAAUCACCAACUCAGAUUUUUCUGAUCUAAGCAAACAGCUCUCAGCUGGGGAGCGCAGCACACAGCACUCAAUCAGGAGCAAUUGUCAUCAUCAGACAACAAAGCAGCAAGCAAGCAGAGUGUCAAAGAGUAUACAGCUGCCCGCUGCCCCCACGGUGGGGACCCGGGGCACUGCAGGAUGUCUGAGAGCGAGCGCCGUGGCACGCCUUGGCGUCCUCUGAGGUGUGCUCUCUCCAGCCACUCUGACACCAUGUGGUUAGAUAGGCAACCCUUAGGUAAACUCAUUUUACCCAAUUUUCCAUUAUGGGUUGAUAUUUUAAGACACUAAAUUGGUUUUUAGAACCAGGCAUGGGGAGAAGUCCAGGGGUUUAGAGAAAGAUGAGGAACUGGAAGAGGAGGGGGUGGGAAUGGGAGGAGACAGUAAAGAUGGCGAUCCUUUCCUUGCCAAAAGAUUGAAACCAGUUGGUGGUGGUGGUGAGGGGCGAGUUUCCACGGUAACUUAUCCCCAGUUGUACCGCAGAAGAGGGUACUCACUUUAUUGUCUCUGAAGGUACUUCACAGAAACCCGGCUCUCUGUGCCCUGGAAUCUUCCGCUGUCUUCACUUAUCAACAGAGUCACUUGCAGGGAGGACUUGCUUCCCAAAAACGUUAUAACCUCAACCAAACUAGACAGUAGUCACCGCGCGGCUGUCAUUCGGUCAUGCUUGAGCUCAUAUUUGAAAUUCUGAGUCUCUGGCUUUUUUUGCAAGUCUCUUAAUGGUCAUUUGUGUUAAUGGAUAACUAUUAGUGUUCGUCUGUUUUAACUCUGCUUCUUUUCCUAUUUGUUUAUGAUGGCCACAGCCUAAAGUACACACAGCUGUGACUUGAUUUGAAAGGAAAUGGUUUAAGAUGCAGCAAGCUAAUACAGAAUGAUUAAAGUACGUCGGGCUA